AACGACCAGGGGAGCAAAAGUCCAGGCAGAUAAGGAAGGUCAGAGAUUCUCAAAGGCUUUAAAAUGGAGCUUCUCAGCAGUGACCUGAAGCAGCAGCGCUGAUGUCUGGGGAGCGGGUCUCCUCUUAGAGCCGAGACCUCGGUGAGACUUUAGCUGAAGGACCAAUGUGGCAGGGUAGUCACUGGUGCCGCUCUUGCCUGCUUCCACCUUCAUUUUAUUUGCUGAAUCAGCUGCAAGUCCAGUGCUGUUUUCUUAUCUGUGGUGUUUAACGGCAGUAUCAGUGUAAACCUCACGUGAAUACAUGCUGCCUGCCCAAGGUGUCAGGACCUGCUGACGUGACUUCUGAGCUCUGAUUUUCCUGGUCAGUGGGACACUGGUGGCUCCAUGUCCCGGCUCCAGAGCUCCUGGGAAAUGCACCAGCAGAGCGUAGCGUAUCUUCCAGAUACAGACAUGGAGACUAUGGCUGCUAGCACAUCGCUUCCCGACCCAGCCGGCGAGUUCGACAGGAACAUGCCCCGUAUCUGUGGCGUCUGUGGGGACAGAGCCACUGGCUUUCACUUCAAUGCCAUGACCUGCGAAGGCUGUAAGGGCUUCUUCAGGAGAAGCAUGAAGAGGAAAGCGAUGUUCACGUGUCCCUUCAACGGUGACUGCAAAAUCACCAAGGACAACCGGCGGCACUGCCAGGCCUGCCGGCUGAAGCGCUGCGUGGACAUCGGCAUGAUGAAAGAGUUCAUCUUGACAGACGAGGAAGUUCAGAGGAAGCGUGAGAUGAUACUGAAGCGCAAGGAGGAGGAAGCACUGAGGGAGAGCUUGAAGCCCAAACUCUCAGAGGAGCAGCAGAAAGUCAUUGACAUCCUCCUCGAGGCUCAUCGCAAGACCUACGACCCCACGUACGCCGACUUCACCAAGUUUCGGCCUCCCGUGAGAAGCAACCCCAGCAACAGGGGUGCAGCAAGGUCCCCCUCCAUUCUCACCCAAGAUUUGUCAUCGGAGGACUCCACUGACCUCUUUGGCUCCGAUGCCUUCAGUACGUUUCCAGAGUCUGUGGAGCCCCAGAUGUUUUCGAACCUGGUCCUCUCCGAGGAGAAUGACGAGAGCUCCUCCAUGAACAUCGACUUCUCCCACCUCUCCAUGCUCCCGCACUUGGCCGACCUGGUCAGCUACAGCAUACAGAAGGUGAUCGGCUUUGCCAAAAUGAUCCCGGGAUUCAGGAACUUGGCAGCAGAGGACCAGAUCGCCCUGCUGAAAUCCAGCGCCAUUGAGGUGAUCAUGCUGCGCUCGAACCAGUCCUUCACCCUCGAGGACAUGACGUGGACCUGCGGUAGCAAUGACUUCAAGUACAGGAUCAGCGAUGUCACCCAAGCUGGCCACAGCAUGGACCUGCUCGAGCCGCUUGUGAAAUUCCAGGUUGGCUUGAAGAAGCUGAACCUUCACGAAGAAGAGCACGUGCUCCUCAUGGCCAUCUGCAUCCUGUCCCCAGAUCGCCCAGGUGUGCAGGACACCUCGCUGGUGGAAUCCCUCCAGGAUCGCCUCUCGGAGAUCCUCCAGACCUACAUCCGCUGCAGGCACCCUCCUCCCGGCAGCCGCCUGCUCUACGCCAAGAUGAUCCAGAAGCUGGCCGACCUACGGAGCCUGAACGAGGAGCACUCCAAGCAGUACCGCUGCCUCUCCUUCCAGCCCGAGCACAGUAUGCAGCUCACGCCGCUGGUGCUCGAGGUCUUCGGCAACGAGAUCUCCUGACUCCGGCCGUGGGGUUGAACCACCCACCAGUAAAGGGAUAAGUCAGCCUGGCUUCCCCAAGGCAGCGAGCGGAGGGACGUGACCCCGGGCAGGAGUUUUGUACAUAGACGGUUUGGUUUCACACUACUGGAGGUCCUGCUUUGUCUCCUCAUCCACGGCGCCUGAGGUUUGCCUGCUGCGGAGCGGUGACAGACCCAGAUCCGUGUGGUUUCCCCCCACUCCGCGAGCAGCUUUUCCGCUCGCCUGCCGUCUGGGAGAGCUGACUUAUCCCUUUAUGGAUAUUUUGAGUCUGGGUCGCCUCAAAUCACUUCUUUCUUGACCCGAAAAAUCGGGCUGCUUGGAAGGAGUAGUACUGUGGUGUUUUUGUGUGGGGAGAUGGACUCUACUCCCCUCCUAAAAUCUGCAAUGCUCGCCCCCCACCCCUGCUUUUAAAGGGAGAUGCUGAUUGAAUUGCACCCCCUCAAAGCCCUGCCAGAAAAUGCCAUGGGCUGUGUCCCCACAGACCAGUUAAAACCACUCCCGUGAACUGCUGUGAGACUGGGACGAAGCCAAAGACACCUGUAUCAGCCCCGAGAGGGGGAAUUUGUCCUCGGCCCUCAGAGGGAACAGCCGGACGAGCUGUAAUGAGCAAUCCCAACACUACUGCCUGGCUUUGGGGGAGCAGGGCUAUCUCGGGGCCACUCCUCCGCUCUCUGAGCUGACCCCCUUUGCUGCGGAUCUUGCGCAGGACCCGCGUGAUGCCCGCGCCCCGUGACGGCGUCGCGGGAAAGGACCGCAGUCCCGGCUCGGCUUCGGCACCUUGGGGUGUCCCGUGCCAUGCUGCAAGCAGGUGCUGGGGGCUCCUCUGUGCCCCCAUCCCCCCUCGGUGCUGGUGGAGCAACCCCUGGGGUGGGGGGCUUGGGGCUGGGGGGGGUCUCGGCGCCUGCACAGUGUCUGGGAGGGGUCCCAGCUCGCUGCCGG
This is a messenger RNA of Phalacrocorax carbo (great cormorant), 2700 nucleotides long. Lineage: Eukaryota; Metazoa; Chordata; Aves; Suliformes; Phalacrocoracidae. The record is from RefSeq and is a predicted model, not a curated record.